CAGGGUGGAGAAGACCCGAGACAAAUAACGUUGGAUCCAAGUAAUCCACCUACUGGUCCCUCUCUCGCGCACCAACGACACUGAAUUGCAGAGACAUUGAAUCAAACCAAAAAAAAGAAAGAAAGACUGGUAGAGGAGCUCAGCUACCAAACAAUCCACACACCCAAAAAGAAAAAAAUAAAAAUCCCUCUCCAGUCUCCUCUUCCUCUUUGGGCAAACAACUAUAUUUUCUUGUCAAAUCCCCAAGUUUAACUAAAGCCAACUCGCAAUUACUGAAAUUCCAAAUAUGUCCUCAUCCGAUUCCAGCUCCUCUUACGCUGACGAUCCCAGCCCUAACCCUUUUGAUAACCAAUUCAAAUCCCUAAAACUCGAACAAGGAUCCGAUAGCACCAUCAUACAAAAGGACGACGCUGUAGCACAGGAAGAAGGAGAGCACGAAUCGCUGAGUGAAAACAGCUAUAAUCGCCAAGAAAUGAGCCAUGAUCAAGAUGACAGAAUUGACGGUGGCGACGUCACCAGUGCUGUGUGGAGGCGGACGAACUCUGAGGUAGAAGUGGACGGGCCUUCCAGCCCUAGCAGCAGUGGAUACGCUGGCGAGAGAGGGAGCAGUGGCGCUAGUGAUGAUGAUGAUAUACACGAGGUUGCAAAUAAUGGUGGUAUCGAUGGGGUUUUUGAUUCGCAAGCUGCCUGGUUGCCUGGUAAACGACAUGUCAAUGAGGAUGAUGCUUCCAUAUCAUGGAGGAAAAGGAAGAAGCAUUUUUUUAUGUUGAGUCAUUCUGGAAAACCAAUAUAUUCCAGAUAUGGAGAUGAACACAAGCUAGCAGGAUUUUCAGCUACACUGCAGGCCAUAAUUUCAUUCGUGGAGAAUGGGGGGGAUCGUAUCAAAUUGGUUAGGGCAGGAAAACACCAGGUGGUUUUUCUCGUGAAAGGACCAAUUUACCUGGUUUGCAUCAGCUGCACGGAAGAGCCAUAUGAAUCGUUGAAGGGGCAAUUAGAACUUAUUUAUGGUCAGAUGAUACUCAUUUUAACAAAGUCAGUUAAUAGAUGUUUUGAGAAAAAUCCAAAGUUUGAUAUGACGCCAUUGCUUGGAGGAACAGAUGUUGUCUUCUCAUCUCUCAUCCAUUCAUUAAGUUGGAAUCCAGCAACUUUUCUUCAUGCAUACACUUGUCUUCCCCUUGCUUAUGCAACGAGGCAAGCUGCAGGUGCUAUAUUGCAAGAUGUUGCUGAUUCUGGUGUCCUCUUUGCAAUAUUAAUGUGCAAACACAAAGUCGUUAGUCUUGUUGGUGCUCAAAAAGCUUCUCUUCAUCCUGAUGACAUGCUGUUACUUUCCAACUUUAUAAUGUCUUCUGAAUCAUUUAGGACAUCUGAAUCUUUCUCGCCAAUUUGCCUGCCAAGAUAUAAUCCAAUGGCCUUUUUGUAUGCUUAUGUCCAUUAUCUUGAAGUUGAUACAUACUUGAUGCUGCUUACCACUAGUUCAGGUGCCUUUUAUCAUCUUAAGGAUUGCAGGAUUCGUAUUGAAAUGGUUCUUCUGAAGUCGAAUGUUCUUAGCGAAGUUCAGAGAUCCAUGCUGGAUGGUGGGAUACAUGUUGAGGAUUUGCCUGGCGAUCCAUUUCCUCGUUCUGGAUCUGUUUCUCCUCGUUUAGGGCAGCAUCAACAGCCAAGCGAUUCUCCUGAGAGAUUCAAGGAACCAUCUGUUGGGAUUGGUGGUCCUGCUGGACUUUGGCAUUUCAUAUAUCGCAGCAUCUAUCUGGAUCAAUACAUAUCUUCUGAGUUUUCAGCACCAAUUAAUAGUCCAGGACAGCAGAAAAGAUUGUACAGAGCUUACCAGAAACUGUAUGUUUCGAUGCACGAUAAUGGAAAUGAGCCCCACAAAACUCAGUUUAGAAGAGAUGAAAACUAUGUUCUUCUCUGUUGGGUCACCCCAGAUUUUGAACUUUAUGCGGCAUUCGAUCCACUUGCAGACAAGGGUUUGGCAAUAGAGACUUGCAACAGGGUCUGUCAAUGGGUGAAAGAUGUUGAAAAUGAGAUUUUUUUGCUGGGAGCAAGCCCCUUUUCAUGGUGAUAUCGCAACAAAGCAUGUAUGUAUACUAGGGUUUGUUUAUUCAAUAAAAUCCACAUUUAGUUUUUUCAAUCUCACGCUAAUUUAAGCGUGCCAAUAGUUUGCCAACAAUUUUUUUUUUAAAAAAAAACUUUUUAUAGGUUUGCUUGCAUCCAAUCGUAGAGUAGUCAUUGCAAUAUUUAUUAGAUUUUGUUCACGGCAACUCGUGCAAUAUUAAUUUUGAUUUAUUAUUAAA
Molecule: messenger RNA, 2294 nt
Organism: Populus nigra (black poplar)
Lineage: Eukaryota; Viridiplantae; Streptophyta; Magnoliopsida; Malpighiales; Salicaceae
Product: vacuolar fusion protein MON1 homolog
Exons: 14
Coding region: 287-2062 (591 amino acids)
Biological process (GO): protein targeting to vacuole; vesicle-mediated transport
Source: RefSeq, a predicted model, not a curated record